Messenger RNA from Pelagomonas calceolata, 3264 nucleotides. The record is from the annotation of a GenBank genome assembly. NCBI's taxonomy places the organism in Eukaryota, Pelagophyceae, Pelagomonadales, Pelagomonadaceae.
ACGCUUGCAAAAGAAGCACACAUGCAGUAUUAUGCAAUUCUAGCUGCCGUAGCGGCAGCAGCCACCCAACAGACGCUGCCCGCCCCGCGCGCGGCAGCCGCACCUCUUGUGAAAAAUGACAAGGACACGACAACCGACGAGGUCUGCGUGAUCAUCACGGGCUUCGACACCGAGGACACGGUCGGCGACGCCGUCGCGAGCGUGCUGGGGCAGACGCACUCGAACCUGAAGAUUGUUUUUGUGGACGACGGCAGCCGCGACGCGACGAGGUGCGCCGUGGAGCACGCGCUGGAGGGUGAUGACCGCGGCCACUCGGUCGUCGCGCUGCCGGCGAACACGCCCGGCGGCGUCGGCUCCGUGGCCAACAAGGGCAUGGAUGCCUGCCCCGCAACGUCGAAUUACGUCGCCUUCCUCGACGCGGACGACGUCAUGGCGAAGACGGCGCUGGCGCAGCUCGUCGAGGCCGCCCAGACGAACGACGCUGACGUCGUACUUGGAGAUUGGUUCCGCUACGACCAAAACACGCACAAGCAGCUCCCGCCGUACGACCUCAAGGUGACCAGCUCAUUACCUCGCGACACGGCCUUCACCGUCGAGCAACACCCGCAAGUGUUGCGAGCGUCGCCCGUGCCCUGGCGCAAGCUGUACGGGGCGGACUACCUGCGCACGAACGACGUCAAGUUCCCGACGGGAGACCACUUCUUCGAGGACAACGCCUUCCACUGGAGGGCGCUGACGGCGUCCAAAGACGCGAAGGUCGCCUACACCGGCACGCCGGUCGUGGCGCAUACCGUGGGAGACGCGCGCCAGACGACGGCCGGCAUCGACGGCGCGGACGCGGAGAAGCUCGGCGGCUACUUCCCGAACCUCAACGCGAUCGCGGCGGAAUUGCUCGCGGACAAGGCUCCUUCGUUUUUACUUCGCGAGUUCGCCAGCUUCCUCAGCCGGAGCAAGUGGAUCGUCUCGCGGCAGCAGGACCCCAAACUGCGCGCCAAGUUCGCGCGCAUCUUACAAAGAACCGCGCGCGACUUCGUCGACGCGGCCGCGACCUACGUGCCGAGGGAAGAUUUACUGUCGGAGUUCGAGGACAACGACCACGUGAAGUUCUUCGGGGACGACGAGGCGCCUCGCGUCGAAUUAUCCGUCGUGAUCCCGACCAAGGACGCCGGCAAGCAGAUCACGGCGCUCCUCACGUCGCUCACGAACGUGCCGCUCGCCACCGAGGUCUUCGUCGUCGACGACGGCUCCACGGACGACACGGUCGAGGCCGUGCAAAAGUUCCGCGGGAAGCACGACAACGUCUACCUACUGAGAGACGGCGUCUCCAAGGGCGCGGGCCGCGCUCGCAACCGCGCGGCUCCCUUACGCGAUGGCGCCUUUACGGUCUACGUCGACGCCGAUGAUCUAGUGGACGCGCACGCGCUGGGCGCGGCGGUUCGCGAGCUCCGGGCCAACGACGACGCGGACUUACUCUUCUUCCCGUACCAGAUCGACCAGAGCGGCACGAAGCGGUCCAUGUGGGAUAAGGACCAGGCCGCCUUCGCGCGCGGCCGUGCGGCGGCGACGGCGGACGAGCGCAAGGCCGCCGCGCUGUCGCUGACGAACUACCCGUGGAACCGCGUCGCGCGGACGGCCGCGUUGAACGGCGUGCAGUUCGGCGCGACACGCGUCAAUAACGACGUGCGCUUCCACUGGGGGUCGAUCGCGGCCAGCCGGGACGUCGCGUUCUCGGAGAAGACGACGCCCGUCGUCACGCACCGCAAGGGCUACACCCAGACCAUCACGGACAUCGCCUCGUCGACGCGGCUCGAGGCCUUCGCCGCGCUCGCGGAGACGCGCGACGCGCUGGGCGCUGAGUUCCUGCAGACGAACGGCGCCGCCUUCGACCGGUUUGCCCGCGACCUGGUCGUGUGGGCCGCCCCCAAGAUCCCGGCGGCGAACAAGGGCGAAGCGCUCCAGAAAUGCUUGGACGCCAAGAUCGACGCCGCGACCUGCUCGAGGGCCUUCGGGACCGUCGCCGCGCAGCCGACGAAGUGCGUCGCGCACCAGCACCCGGUGCGGGCCAUCCGCCUGCUCGAGAUGGACACGCCGCUCGCGGCGUACAGCUACUCGUUCUCCUACGACGUGUCGACGGCCCAGCCGACGUCGUCGCCGACGCCGACGCCGAUCAUCGCCGUCGAGGUCACGAGCACGGUCGCGGGCGUCACGGCGGACGCGUUCCAGAACACAGUGUUCGUGGACGCGUUCAAGACGACGGUCGCCGCGGCGAUCACCGGCGUGGACGCGGACAUGGUCACGAACCUGAGGGUCGACGGCGUGCCCGUGAAUCGCCGCCUGACGGGCGGCGUCGAGGUGACGUACGAGAUUGUGGUGCCCGCCGCGACGGCCGCGGCCAGCGGCUACGACGACGUAGACGCGCUCUCGUCGGGCGUGUCGACGUCGCUCGAGGCGGCGGCCGACACGUUUGUCGAGGAAGUGAAGAACGAGGUCGCGACGAUCGCAGCGGCGGCGCCGGUUGGCUCCCCGGAGGCGGCUGAGGCCGCGGCGGCCGCCACGCAUGCGGAGGCCAUCACGACGGUCUCGGCCCCGGUCGUCGUCGUAAGUCAGACGCUCGCGCCGACGCCGCGCCCGUCACCGGCCCCGUCUCCGGCUCCCACACCGGCGCCGACGCCUAUCGCCGGAAACCCGACGGCGGCGCCCGUGCCGGCGCCGACGGCCGCGCCGCACAAGGCGACGCCCGCGCCCACCGCCACGCCGGCGGCGCCCGGCGGUCACAACGACCGCAAGCGCGGCGGCCGCAAGGACCGCAGUAGCCUCACCUGGCUCUGGAUCGUCAUGGGCGCCGGCCUGAUCGUGGCCAUCGCCAUGAUGAGCGGCACGGCGGGCUUCAUCUUUGGCCGCGACGCCAAGGCGCCGACGACGCCCGCCUCGCGGUCGACGCCCGCCGCCGGCCUCGACGACGACAUCUUCAUGGAUUUGAUGAAGAAACAUCUCGCGACGCCGCAGCCGGGCGACGCCGCGACGCGCGGUUUUUUUGCGGACCCGACGGACGUCGAGGCCGGCGGCGCGCCGGUCGACGACGACGAUGUGCAAGUGAUUGUGCCCGGGGGCGCUGUUGUUGAAAGUGAAGCCCCCAGUGAAAGUGAAGAAACGUACCCCCGCAAAAUCCUCGACUGGCUCAUAUGACGCACACGGCGUCGAGCUCCCCUCCCCUCCCCUCCCUUUGCCUGAUCCCCCUGUGGUAAUAAACCCCAUCUCACACGG